UAGAUUUAGCGUGAUAAUACGUGCUAGAACCCUUUCAAAUUGAAGCGGCUCUUUGGGGGUGUUUUCGAAAGGAAUUGAGGACGUCACCUCAGUUGCGGCAACGAUCAUCGGGACAACACAAGUCUAUCAUAAUGUCAGGCAAGGUGAAACGUACUGCGGCCAACACUGCUGAUUCAGCUACUGUGUCUGUCAACGAGAAGAUACUGCGAGAAUGCCAUAUCCUUUAUACCGAGCCAGAUAAUGGCUUAGUAGCUAUUGGAGAGAGCCUUGGCCUGAAGUUGCUGCCUCCUAGAAAGAAGAUCAAUGUCAUGUUGAUGGGCAACCACUCUGCUGGCAAGAGUUCAUUUAUUAACUGGUACAUAGAAGAACAUGUGCAGAGGACUGGUGUGGCCAUCGAGACCCAAGGCUUCACCUUCAUUACCAGUGGCCGGAAGCGGGAAUCCCUUACUGGAAAUGCUACACUUCAUCUUUAUCCCCACUUCAAGCCCCUGCAAGACAUUGAGGGUGUUGUGGAUUACUUGAAUACAGAGAUUAGCACUUCUAAGCAGAAGAAAUUCAGUCUGGUAACAUUUAUUGAUACCCCUGGUCUGGUUGAUGGAGACAUGAAGUAUCCAUUUGAUGUUAAUCAGUCCAUGCUAUGGCUAGGUGACCUGUGUGAUUUAAUCUUCGUGUUCUUUGACCCAAUUGGCCAAGCAUUGUGCAAGAGAACUUUAAACAUUGUGGAGCAUUUGAAUGAAACUCACUCAGAGCGCAUUCGCUUCUAUCUCUCCAAAGCUGAUGAAGCAGGUCAUGAAAGUGACAGGCAGAGGGUUAUGAUGCAAAUUGUACAAGAAUUAUGUAAGCGCCCAGGCCUCAACAAGACUGGCUUUGAUAUGCCAACAAUUUACAUUCCCAAUCCAAACAAGCCAAGUCGCUGUGUGAACCAAAUUGAAGAGGUUUGCCGAGAUAUUGAGAAGACUAUUAAUCAGACAAUCCAGAAUACACUCAACCAAUUGGAAAAGGACUGUGACCAAAUUUCAACACUUGUUGAUGAAGCCAUUGAAGCUGACAAUGCUUCAAGGGCCUAUAAUUUCCGUGCUAAGGCAAAAGGGAUGGGACUGUCCUUAUUUGGAUUCCUACUACCAAUUAUACUGAUGCUGGAAGUUCUAAUUUCUUCUGCUCCAAAGGAACUUGUUAAUAAUCUCUUCGGAGAGCCACUGGCUGAGACAUUAGCAACUUAUAUGGCCCCAUUAACAUCUUUCUGGAUUGCCAUUGGUGAGGAUAAUCAACUGGUGGUGCUUGCUAUUGUACUGGUUGUGUCUGGUACAUUCCUCAUUAUCUCCCGCUACUGCAGCAAGACGAGGCCCACUUUACAGCGCCGUUCGAAGAAGGCCCUGGUUGAGAAGAGAGAGUAUGUUAAUUCUCAUGUGAAGGGACAAAAGAAAAAACUCUACUCAGAAUAUCUGCAGCAAAGUGUUUCUGAUCAAGAUUUAUAAAAAUGGUCAGAUGAAGGCUUGAUCUAAUGGUAGCAAAAUGACAGCUUUUGUUAAGUACAAAAAUGAAAGGGAAAGAGAGGAGAAAUGAAGAGAAAAUCACCCAGUGCCUAAUGUUUUAUACUGCAAAAUGAAGCCAAAGAACAGUAUUUUUCUAUGAAGCAUUGAAUGCAUGGCUGUAGCACUGACUGUAUGUACACACACACACACACACACACACACACACACACACACACACACACACACACACACACACACACACACACACACACACACUCUCUCUCUCUCUC
Messenger RNA from Penaeus chinensis, 1762 nucleotides. RefSeq names its product sarcalumenin-like. The coding region runs from base 132 to 1475 and encodes 447 amino acids. The record is from RefSeq and is a predicted model, not a curated record. Gene Ontology annotation, molecular function: GTPase activity. The transcript is spliced from 12 exons. Lineage: Eukaryota; Metazoa; Arthropoda; Malacostraca; Decapoda; Penaeidae.